Cucurbita moschata (crookneck pumpkin) is the source of this 1090-nucleotide messenger RNA. Its product is annotated as GEM-like protein 7. Bases 306 to 977 code for a protein of 223 amino acids. Lineage: Eukaryota; Viridiplantae; Streptophyta; Magnoliopsida; Cucurbitales; Cucurbitaceae. The record is from RefSeq and is a predicted model, not a curated record. The transcript is spliced from 5 exons.
CGCGCUAGUGAUUCAUCGAAAAGGAUGGUUGCCACAUUAUCAGGUUGAAUCCCAGCUUUCCAAGUCGACAUGGGGACCCUCCUGAUCUUCUUCUCAAGUAAGACAACAGAAAGUAAGAUUCACCAACAAUUUUCGAUCCCUUUAAAUAUAGUGGGAGAGCCAGAGAUUGAUACACUAGUCAUUAAGAAAACAUCUCCUCCCUGCUUCUUGCUAGUUAAGAACAUCCUGGUUGAGUGGCUGUAGAGAUCAAGCCACUCCUAGCAAGAGAAUUUGUAUACCUGAAUUUUCUUUAUCAUUAAUCAAAGAUGGAAGCUUUACUACAGAGACAUGUUAUUGGAUUUCCAAUUGGAUCAUCAGUUCAGAGACUCUUACCUGAUCUUGCUGGCCACUACAACAUUCCAUCUCCAGACAGUAAAUACCCAACAUUAAAACAAUGUAGUAAAGAUUCAAUGCUUAGCAGGGUGAACAAGCUUGGUAAAAGAGCUGACAGCUUUGCUCAUGGAGUCCGGGAGCAUGUGAAACUAGGAUCCAAGAUCACAGAAACUGUCAAAGGAAAGUUGAGCUUAGGAGCUAGAAUUCUUCAAGUAGGUGGAUUAAGAAAAAUCUACAAGCAAUUGUUUAAUGUUGGAGAUGGCGAGAAACUAUUGAAGGCUGUCCACUGCUAUUUGUCAACCACAGCUGGACCUAUUGCAGGUCUGCUCUUCAUAUCCACAGCUAAGAUCGCCUUCUGCAGCGACAGAUCGAUCAAAGUUUCUUCCCCCACCGGAGAGCUAAUUCGAUUCCAUUACAAGGUAUUGAUUCCAGUAGGAAAAAUAGAGAGAAUCAAUCAAAGUGAGAAUGUGAUGAAGCCUUCACAGAAGUACAUGGAAAUAGUUACGGUGGAUAAUUUUGACUUCUGGUUUAUGGGGUUCUUGAAAUAUCGCAAAACUCUUCAAUAUCUUCAAGAUGUGAUCUAUCAAGAAUGCAAGAGAUGCUAGAUGCUUGGAGGAAGAUAAUGCAGCAGAAAUGUUCUUUGGUUUUGAUCACAAUACAAUCAACUCAAUUGUACAAAUUCUCUUGUGAUUGACAAGUUAUGUUCUCCACUUCUUCA